AUGUCCAACACAAGCUUUGUGGCAACAUUCAUCCUCAGGGGUUUUCCUCAUGCUCCAGCCCUGGGCAUCCCUCUCUUUGGAAUCUUCCUGACAGUUUAUGUGCUCACUGUGGUAGGAAAUCUCCUCAUCCUGCUGGUGAUCUGGAUAGACUCUCACCUCCACACCCCCAUGUACUACUUCCUCACCAACCUGUCCUUCAUUGACAUGUGGUUCUCCACUGUCACGGUGCCCAAAAUGCUGAUGACCCUGCUGUCCCAGGCUGGCAGAGCCAUCUCUUUCCACAGCUGCAUGGCUCAGCACUAUUCUUUCCACCUCCUGGGAAGCACCGAGUGUUUCCUCUAUACAGUCAUGUCCUAUGAUCGCCACCUGGCCAUUAGUUACCCACUCAGGUACUCUAGUAUGAUGAGUGGCAGAACAUGUGCCCUUCUGGCCACUGGCACUUGGCUCAGUGGUUCUUUGCACUCUGCGGUUCAGACCAUGUUGACAUUCCAUUUGCCCUACUGUGGACCUAAUCAGAUUCAGCACUAUGUAUGUGAUGCACCACCGCUUCUCAAACUGGCCUGUGCAGACACCUCAGCCGUUGAGAUGGUCAUCUUUGUGAGUGUUGGAAUAGUGGCCUCAGGCUGCUUUUUCCUGAUAGUGUUGUCCUAUGUGUCCAUUGUCUGGUCCAUCCUGAGGAUCCGCACCUCAGAGGGGAGACACAGAGCCCUUCAGACCUGUGCCUCCCACUGUAUCGUGGUCCUUUGCUUCUUUGGCCCUGGUCUUUUCAUUUACCUGAGACCAAGCUCCAGGGAUGCUGUAGAUGGGAUUGUGGCAGUUUUCUACAGUGUGCUGACUCCUCUUCUCAACCCCAUUGUAUACACCCUGAGGAACAAGGAGGUGAAGAAAGCUCUGUUGAAGCUUAAAGACAAAGUAGCACAUUUUCAGAGAGAAUAA
Carlito syrichta (Philippine tarsier) is the source of this 936-nucleotide messenger RNA. RefSeq names its product olfactory receptor 10G9-like. Gene Ontology annotation, biological process: G protein-coupled receptor signaling pathway. Gene Ontology annotation, molecular function: G protein-coupled receptor activity; olfactory receptor activity. The transcript has a single exon. Bases 1 to 936 code for a protein of 311 amino acids. NCBI's taxonomy places the organism in Eukaryota, Metazoa, Chordata, Mammalia, Primates, Tarsiidae. The record is from RefSeq and is a predicted model, not a curated record. Gene Ontology annotation, cellular component: membrane.